AUGACCCAUACAUCCGUCACUCUGCAACAGAACGUUUAUAAGGCCAAAUAUGAGCCUAUAACCGUUGAAGACGUCGACGAGAACAACGUCUCUUCUCCAGCCUUGCAGUGUCUUAUCGACUCAGCACAAGACGCUGCCGUUGGGGUGGCAGCCACGUAUCACUCGAACUGUUCUCUUUCCUCUUUAGCAUUUGCAACGCUCACCAGAGCGCUCGUCGUCCACUUUUCAAAGAAACAGAAUCCGCAGCAGAAGAAGAAGAAGGGCCAGGAACAACAGCCUCCGGUUUCCCAAGGACGCAUCUUCAUGCAAGACCAAAUUCUCUGUAACAUCGGCAUUAAACUUUAUGGGUUCAGGAUAGACAGAAUCGCACUUGCUCUCUUUUUAGACCUCUCGCUUCGUAUCAAUGGCGCAGUUGACGUCCUGUCGGUGUCUACCAAUAAUCGGCGCUCACUCCAGGCAAUUACGGACGCCUUAGGUGGCGAGGGCUUACUCAAUAAGGACAACGUGAAAACCCUGUUCGCUCAUAGAAAAGGGGACGCAGCAUCCAAGGAUGUGGCGCUCCAGGCUUGGGCAGCAUGUCGCGCUGCCACAUCUGAUAACAUGAGGCUUAGAUUUGCUGCUAUAUCUCGAAUCGACACAGACACGAUGCCAGAUAUACAUCUGAGCGCCCUCGCCAAGGUUUCUCGUGAUGCUGAAAUUUUAGAGUCUUUGAAGCCAACGAAAGUCGUCAACAAUGUCAAAGCAGACUCCUUCAAGAAGGGCAGUGUCAAUCUCGAGUGCACUCGCUUCAGUACGCGUAUCAUGCAGUCUAAAUCCCAAGUCAUCAAAAUCGAAAUGCUGGACGGGAAAAAGCGGUCAACGGUCACUGGUCGCGCAGGGCGAAUAGAUGGAAAACAGGUUCAUAUUGACAUCCAAGGCGGAAAAAAGGCUUCGGGCAAGAUCCUCUCCGUGACCACCAUCGGGAAAGAAGACUUGACGGCUGCUGAAUCAGCCAGAGAAGAUGUAGUGCUAAAGGCGCUUCAGAGCACCAUCACGUUGACCGAACAUCCAUUCUUCUGUAGUAUCUGGGCGCCGUCAUUAAACAUCACAUGGCCGCCUCUGAAUGCUCCCACCGCGUCGCACGUCUAUUAUCCUAACGGUCAAUUAAACCCCUCGCAGCAUGAGGCAGUGGAGCGAAUUAUUUCGCAAGCGGACAGGGACCGUGUAUUGCUUAUUCAAGGUCCUCCUGGCACUGGCAAAACGACAGUCAUAGCGGCCAGUGUCAACAGUAUGAUCAACACUGGCCCUAUGGAGCGUACGGUUUGGCUUGUAGCACACUCCAACGUUGCCGUCAAGAAUAUCGCAGAAAAGCUUGACAAGGUUGGCUUCCGUGAGUUUAAGCUUCUUGUAUCCAAAGAUUUCCAUUACGACUGGCAUAAACAUCUCUAUGAGAGACUGGAACAUUGUUUUAUACGAUCCGACGUGUUUGGUGGCAGGGCUUUUAACGCUAGCCAGCAUUUGCUCGACAAACACACAAACAAACCUACAAGAGUUAUACUUUGCACGUCGAGUAUGCUGUCCAAUCCUCGUAUCGAAGAUUUUACUCGUCAGGUCCCGGUUCAAACCGUGAUAUUCGACGAGGCAAGUCAAAUCGAAGUGGGAGAAUACCUGCCGCUGCUUCAGCGUUUCCAGCACAGCCUCAAAAAAAUGGUGUUCAUCGGUGACGACAAGCAACACCGCAUGCCACUUGUUAUUGGCAGCUUCAUUUCCCGUCAUGUAUACGAUCACAAGUUGAAGACCGUGCACGACAUCAACAACAAGGCAGCAUGUCGUUUCUUGGAUGUCAAAAAGGGCAAGGAGGAGAAAUCGGGAAAGAGCUGGGCAGUACGUGUCUCCUCCCGACCUUCGUGA
Molecule: messenger RNA, 1890 nt
Organism: Suillus subalutaceus
Lineage: Eukaryota; Fungi; Basidiomycota; Agaricomycetes; Boletales; Suillaceae
Exons: 5
Coding region: 1-1890 (629 amino acids)
Source: RefSeq, a predicted model, not a curated record